CCACUCUGUUCUCUUGGAAGCAUCUUCACUGAUGUCCGCUAAGACAAUGGAGGCCAUUUAUCCUCCGUCGGUGGGAUGAUUUUGUGUCUUCCAAGCCUUGGUUGCCGCAUAUCCUUGCUCAAAGACUUGGACAAUCCACUUCCCCGCCCCCACAUCAUCAGAUUUCGGAUUUCUCGUAUGCCGUAUUAGUCAGUCUCGCGGUGGACUUCUGCCGGACUCUUUGGUGGUGCGAGCAUAAUCUAUACACACAACGAAUUUGAAGUGCGUGUUGUGUGGAAGUCUGGAGCUAGGAGGUCAUAGCCAUGGUGACGAGUCUGCGAACUAUCCCGCAGUACUACUACGAGGAGCUGCCCCAAGAUGAUGUCAUGAUCAGGGUGCUCAAGCUCGAGCCAGGAAAGAGGGAAGACUACAUCCAUUGCCAUCUAGAGCCUGUUUCUUUGCACAAUGUCCGAGGGCAGUAUGAGUGCAUAAGCUACGUUGUAAGUACAGAACUUCUCUCGCAAGCUUGACCGUUCAGAGCCCACGGCAGCUCACAUACCAUUAUUUGCACUUCAGUGGGGAGACGUGACCGAAGUGCGACGCAUCAUCGUCGACGGCCACUGGUUUAAUGUCACCCUGAACUUGUUUCAUGCCCUACAGCACUUCCGAGAUGAGAAGAACGAACGCACGCUGUGGGCCGACGCCAUCUGCAUCCAACAAACAAAUCCGCCCGAGAAAGGUCGGCAGGUGCAACUGAUGGGACAGAUCUACGAGAACAGCCAGAGAACGCUGAUAUGGCUUGGACUCGAUGAUCAGGGCGUCGCCUUGGAGACCUUUGAUUUCUUGAAGAGCACAUCGUGGAUCGCAAGAGCUCUGGUAGAUCAAUACGGGUCCGUGACCAAGAUUCCAGCGCUUAGCAAGCAUGAAAACCCCGUCUCUCAACAUCCGCGGAAGUGGAAGUUGUUCAAGGAGUUUCUCAAGCUUGCAUGGUUUAGUCGCGUGUGGGUUUUGCAAGAAGUCGGCAUCGCUCGCGACGUCAUCAUGCGCUGGGGAGACGCAGAGAUCAGGUUCAGCGAUGUCAUAAACGUCAACGAAUUUCAGCGGCACGCGCCGCAGCUUUUCGAAUAUCUCCCGAUGUCGUGGUAUUUGCACGACGCUUUUGUAGGUCUGUUCAUGUGGUAUGGCAACAAGAACAGCUGGCGAGAACAAGUCGUCCCCGACUUCUGUGUACAAGCUGGCGUCCUUGUUCCGAAGCCCAACAUCAUCGACACUUUGAUCCAGAGCUCGAGACGCGAAGUAACAGACCUGAGAGAUUAUAUCUAUGCGUUGCUGGGACAUCCGUUGGCCGCGUUCAAUGGGAGCACAAUUGUACAGGCAGACUACACGAGACACGUCGAUGACGUGUACAUGGAGGUGACCCAGAAGCUGCUGACGAUUUUGGAGCCGACACUCCCGCUCUCGGUGGCUGGUAGCAUGGGCAAGAGACGGCCUCGAAAUCUAGGUGAGGCCAGUUCGGCCUCAUGGGUCAUCCGCUGGGACUUGGGUGCGGAAACUCAUAACCUUGGUCGCCCUGGCCAAUGGUUUUACGCUGGAGGAAAGGACGCGAAGCCCUCGCUCUCGAUAGAUACAGAAACGAGAGCUCUGAGACUAUCUGGUGUCAUAUUCGACAGGGUUAAAUGGGUUUCAGCGCAGAUUCUCCCUGCAGAAGUUGAGAUCAACUCGAUCAUCGCGAGCCCGAGUCAUCGAGCUGCCAUUCAAUGGCUCUGGGCUGCGCUGCCAACCGAGUCACGAUAUCCAGAUGAGCAAGCCCGCCGCGAUGCGUUUACGCUAUGUCUUGUGUCUGGUCGGUACAAGCACACAAAGGUUGCGGAGGACGACAUACAACUCCAUCGAAAGCUUGCAAGAGCCUAUGUAGACUAUGUCCGAUCGGUGCAAGAAGGCUCUGCGAGCGACCAGCGACUCCGAACGAACGCACGCGAUUUUGAGAACGACUACACGUGGACAGCUAAGUUCAGAUGCAUGUUCGCGACCGAGAAGGGCUUCUACGGGAUCGGGCCACAGCUUGUGCAGAAGGACGACGUGGUCAUGGUGCCAACGGGCUUUAUGAUUCCGUUCGUUCUGCGGCCUACUAGCUCGGGUAAAUCAUAUAGGCUCGUUGGAGCGGCUUAUGUGCAAGGCGUGAUGCGCGGCGAGGUGCUGGAUGAGAAGGAUCCGCUCGGCUUAGGUGCAGGAAAGCCGCGAGAUAUUGAAAUCGUGUGAGCUUCGGCAGGCUCGAGCUAUGAAUUUGACGAAGAAUGCUUGAUACCCUUGAGCGCAAUUAUGACUUAUGUGAAGGAACGCGGGCUCACUGAAAGUGGCUUUUGAAGCCCCUAUAUGUAUAGUACUACGCUUUGUGCAACUCAGCUAGGAUCGUUACCGCA
Messenger RNA from Verruconis gallopava, 2399 nucleotides. RefSeq lists its product as hypothetical. Lineage: Eukaryota; Fungi; Ascomycota; Dothideomycetes; Venturiales; Sympoventuriaceae. The record is from RefSeq and is a predicted model, not a curated record. The transcript has 2 exons. Bases 736 to 2238 code for a protein of 500 amino acids.